Messenger RNA from Vicia villosa (hairy vetch), 624 nucleotides. RefSeq lists its product as uncharacterized. The record is from RefSeq and is a predicted model, not a curated record. Lineage: Eukaryota; Viridiplantae; Streptophyta; Magnoliopsida; Fabales; Fabaceae. Bases 1 to 624 code for a protein of 207 amino acids. The transcript has a single exon.
AUGGAGUACCUUCAAAGAUGCAUCCAUCAGAUGCAACUUGACCCAAAAUUCCAUCAUCAUUCUAAUUGUAAGAAGCUUCAGCUCACCAAUCUUAUGUUUGCAGAUGAUGUUUUGCUUAUGUCCAGAGGUGACCCCGAUUCAGUAGAGAUGUUGCUAACAACCUUCACCAAGUUCUUGGAUUCCACAGGUAUGCAAAUUAACAAAUCUAAGAGUAAUCUUUACUUUGGUGUUGUUCAUAAUAAUGUGAAAGUUAGUAUUCUUAACAUGACUGGGUUGAAGGAGGGCUUCCUUACUUUUAAAUACCUUGGAGUAUCUAUAUCUUGCAAAAAGCUUGCUCCCCACCAUUACUUGGCCCUCAUUGAGAAAAUUCUGGUCAGAAUAAAGCACUGGACUGCAAAAUUACUAACCUAUGCUGGCAGGUUGCAAUUAAUCAAGAGUGUUUCCUUUUCUAUUGCGAAUUAUUGGAUGGUUUGCUUCCCGAUUCCAAAAAAUGUUAUCAGUAAGAUUGAUGCUCUUUGUAGAUCUUACUUCUGGACUGGUAAGGAUAGCAUUAGUCGUAAAAGCCUUGUGGCUUGGUCUUUAGUUUGUAAGCCUAUCAAACAAUGGGGGGCUGGGCAUUAUUGA